AUGCCACCACCGGGCCGGAUUCUGCCGUGGCUCACUGUGCUUCUGGGCUUCAUCCGUGCCUCGCCUGAGUCCACAAUGCCGAACAACUUGACUACAGAGACACAGAAUGUUCUCCUGAUCAUCGUGGAUGACCUGCGUUCGUCCCUUGGCUGUUACUGGGACAAGUUGAUCCGGUCCCCAAACAUUGACCAGCUGGCAUCCCACAGCCUCCUUUUCCAGAAUGCCUUUGCUCAGCAAGCAGUGUGUGCUCCAAGCCGCUUGUCCUUUCUUACCGGGAGGCGACCUGACACAACCCGCCUCUAUGACUUCAGCUCCUACUGGAGGGCGCACGCUGGGAACUUCUCCACGCUCCCCCAGUACUUCAAGGAGAACGGCUAUGCGACCAUGUCCGUGGGCAAAGUGUUUCAUCCCGGAAUAUCUUCAAACCAUAGUGAUGACUCUCAGUAUAACUGGUCAAUCCCACCAUAUCACCCCUCCUCUGAAAAGUAUGAGAACACCAAGACAUGCAGGGGACCGGACGGAGGGCUCCAUGCCAACCUGCUUUGCCCUGUGGAUGUGGCCGACAUGCCCGAGGGAACCUUGCCUGACAAACAGAGCACCAAGCAAGCCAUCCGCUUGCUGCAGAAGAUGAAGACGUCGGCCAGUCCUUUCUUCCUGGCUGUUGGGUACCAUAAGCCACACAUCCCUUUCAGAUACCCCAAGGAAUUUCAGAAGCUGUACCCCUUGGACAGCAUCACCUUGGCUCCCGACCCUCAGGUCCUGGCCGGCCUCCCACCUGUGGUCUACAACCCCUGGAUAGACAUCAGGGAGCGAGAGGAUGUGCAGGCCUUGAAUCUCAUUGUGCCCUAUGGCCCAAUUCCCGAGCACUUUCAGAAGAAAAUUCGCCAAAGCUACUUUGCUGUUUCCUAUUUGGACACCCAGGUUGGUCAGUUUCUGAGCACACUGGAUCAUCUUCAGCUGACCAACCGCACAAUCAUCGUGUUUACCUCAGAUCAUGGGUGGUAAACAUGGCGAAUGGGCCAAAUACAGCAAUUCUGACGUGACUACUUGAGUUCCUCUGAUGUUCUACGUGCCCGGAAGGACAGCUCCACUUCCAGAGUCAGAACAGAAGCUUUUCCCUUAUAUCAACCCUUUUGAUUCUGCCCCAGGAUUGAUGGAGACAGGUCGGCAAACUGAGGACCUGGUGGAACUUGUCUCUCUCUUCGCCAUGCUCGUGGGUCUUGCAGGACUACAGGUUCCCCCUCGCUGCCCCAUUCCCUCAUUUCAUGUCGCACUGUGCAGAGAAGACCAGACUCUGCUGGGUCAUUUUCGGUCCCGUGACUUAGAAGAGGAUCCCUCCCUGCGUGGGAAUCCUCGAGAGUCCAUCGCCUAUAGCCAGUACCCCCGGCCUGAAGAUUUUCCUAAGUGGAAUUCUGACAAGCCCAACUUAAAAGAUAUCAAAGUCAUGGGCUAUUCCAUACGCACAGUAGAUUAUCGUUAUACUGUGUGGGUUAGCUUGAUCCCCAGGACUCCCUGGCUAAAUUCUCUGACGUCCAUGCAGGGGAACUGUAUUUUGUAGACUCUGACCCUCUGCA
This is a messenger RNA of Sorex fumeus (smoky shrew), 1574 nucleotides long. Its product is annotated as iduronate 2-sulfatase-like. The record is from RefSeq and is a predicted model, not a curated record. Lineage: Eukaryota; Metazoa; Chordata; Mammalia; Eulipotyphla; Soricidae. Gene Ontology annotation, molecular function: iduronate-2-sulfatase activity.